CAUUCUGAGAAAGCAGAACAUUACAGAAUGCUGUUGUUUGGUCACAUUCCCGAGAUGGGAAAAACAGAACAGAAGUCACUUGUAGGUCUGAUUUAAAGUGUGAUAGAAAUAAACCUUUUUUCUUUAUCUUCUUUCCCACAGAGGUCAAAGAUUGCAUCAAAGAACAGAGAUCCAAAUCUCAGUAGACUAUGUACCAUGAUGGAUGAUGCCUGACGUAAUGUAGUAGUACCAGCACAAGGAUGUUUUUUGUUCAUGUAAAUGUGGACACUUCUUUAAUCUCCCUUUUGUUGUCCAACACACUUUUUCAUUUUCAUUAAUGAUAUGUUUUUACAGAAAUGUGCUUGUGAUCUUUUUCAAAAGCUUGUCACUUUGCUUAAGUUUCUUUUAGAUGUUUUAUAAACCCCAGCACCAAAUAAAACUAUUUGUACUUGGUAAACAAAGUUUCCAAUACAUUUUUAUAUUCGUCUCCCCGAUGUUAUUGUUAUAGCAGCACCAUAACAAAUCUCAACUUGUCAAUAUAGGAUCAAAAUAUAGAUGGUUGUAUUGAAAUGCUAACUUUCUAUUGCCAUUUAAAAGCUCCACCCUUUCCAGAACUCUGGUAUAUAGACACAGCUCAGAGACACCAGCACAGUGCAUAAGGAGAAGGACACGAACGUGACUUAAACUUCAGAAAGUUAAUUUACAUAGGUGACCAAAUGGCUUGUAGAGAAUCUCUCACAGAGGAGGAUUUCUACUGCCCCAUCUGCUGUGAUAUCUUUAGAGAUCCAGUUCUCCUAGCCUGCUCUCACAGCAUCUGCAAGGGAUGCGUACAAGCCUUCUGGAGCCGGAGAGGGUUUCGAGAGUGUCCCAUCUGCAGAGCUGUCUCCUCCAACCCCGACCCACCCCUAAACAUCAUGCUGAGGAACAUGUGUGUUCUGAUGAGAGAAGAAACAACUCCGGAACCUCCUGUGGAAACGGUGGACUCUUGCAGCCUUCAUGGAGAAACUCUAGCUUACUUCUGCUUCGAAGAUCAAGAACCAGUCUGUGGAAAAUGCAAAAACACCGAACUGCAUAAGAACCAUCGCAUUCGUUCAACAAAGCACGCAUCGCAGGACCUCAGGCGGGAGCGUCACUUGAAACUACAGGCUCUUCACGAGAAACUGGGAGCCUAUAAAGCAUCAAACCAGUCGUGGCAUGAAACAGACGAGUACAUUAAAAGGCAGAGCCAACAGGCCGAAACUCAAAUCAAAGAGGCGUUUGAAAUGCUUCACCAGUUUCUCCAGAAUGACGAGACGGCCAGGAUUACUGCGCUGAGAGAGGAGGAGGAGCAGAAGAGACAGAUCAUUAAAAAGAAGACCGAGGAGAUUAGAUCUGAGAUGUUAUCUCUUUCACGCAUUAUUGAGUCCAUCGAGGAACAGCUAGGGAAGACUGACUUUACAUUUCUUGCGAAUUACAAGGCAACUGUUGAAAGGACACAGUGUACACUGCAGAAUCAAAAAAUCCCCUCAGGAGUGCUGAUCGAUGUCGCAAAGCAUGUGUGUAACAUAACCUUUGAAGUGUCAAAGAAUCUACAACACAUCAUCCGAUACACGCCAGUUACUCUUGAUCCCAACACGGCACAUGCUUAUCUGCUCUUGUCAGAUGAUCUGACCAGUCUCCUUCACACCGGUGAGCUCAACCAGCAGCUUCCAGCGAACCCAGAGAGGUUUGUAGGCUACACAAGCGUUCUUGGUUCUGAAGGCUUCAACUCAGGAUCUCAUUACUGGGACAUCGAGGUAGGAGGCAGCACAGCUUGGGCUGUGGGGGUGAUCACGGAGUCUGCAUACAAGAACCGGAAGAAUCCUUCCAAGACAGGCUUGUGGUAUGUGGGUUACUCUAAUGGUAGAUAUGGGAAGGGCUGUUGUCCUGAGAUUCUGACUGUUCUUCGGGUGAGCCAGAGAAUCCAGGAGAUCAGAGUACAGUUGGACUGGAACAAAGGAAAAGUGAUCUUCACCGAUGUGAGGCGUAAUGUCGGCUUGCAUGUUUUCAAACACACUUUCACAGAGAGAGUUUUUCCGUACUUUUAUAAUCAUUCUCUACAGCCGCUGAGAAUCAUACCAGUAAAGACAUCUGUGAGAACGGACAUUUAGAGCGAAUGCAACAUUGUUUCUAACUGGCGAUAUUUCUAUGAUUCCGUUUUUUGUAUGUAAAUACAAAUUCUCAUUUUUUUUAUUUACGUGUAUUCAUUCAGCAGAUGCUUUUAUGCACAAUUACUUAGAAAUGAACAAACACGACAUCAUGUGAUUUUCAUUAUGGUAAGUGUCACAAUCCAAAGUUUCAGACAUUACGUUACAUUUUUCAACUUUUUUACAAAGUGACUUUUUCUAAUACCCUUUUCUAAUGUUCUUAUAAAAUGUAUGAUAAUAAUAUUUUCGUUCUAUUCACAAAGUGCCCAUACAUAUUAAAAUAGUUAGGAAUUCCCAUGAGAUCAAGCUGAUAACAUACUUGAUAACAAAAGUGCAUUAUGUAUGUCAACUUGGUUUCCGAGGAAGUAUCCUGAAUAUCAUUGUUUUUAUUUGAUGUUCCACUGCAGAUUUUCAGCAAGAUGACAUGAAUCAAUCAAACAACACACCAGUGAUGUAAUAUUGUGGUAAACAGAUAUAUCUGGAUCUUUCAUUUAGAGGAGUGCAGUGUAAUGAACAUUUCUGAUGGCUAGACUGCAAUAUCACUGUAAAUGUGUGACUGAAUAAAAUGAGCAACAUGACAAAAUUUGCAACU
This is a messenger RNA of Triplophysa rosa, 2736 nucleotides long. RefSeq names its product tripartite motif containing 35-30 (gene trim35-30). Bases 696 to 2108 code for a protein of 470 amino acids. NCBI's taxonomy places the organism in Eukaryota, Metazoa, Chordata, Actinopteri, Cypriniformes, Nemacheilidae. The transcript is spliced from 6 exons. Gene Ontology annotation, molecular function: protein binding; zinc ion binding. The record is from RefSeq and is a predicted model, not a curated record.